Messenger RNA from Ichthyophthirius multifiliis, 822 nucleotides. RefSeq names its product ubiquinol-cytochrome c iron-sulfur subunit, putative. NCBI's taxonomy places the organism in Eukaryota, Ciliophora, Oligohymenophorea, Hymenostomatida. Gene Ontology annotation, molecular function: 2 iron, 2 sulfur cluster binding; quinol-cytochrome-c reductase activity. Gene Ontology annotation, cellular component: membrane. Gene Ontology annotation, biological process: mitochondrial electron transport, ubiquinol to cytochrome c. The transcript has 6 exons. The record is from RefSeq and is a predicted model, not a curated record.
AUGAGAAAGAUUAUAAAAAAUGAUAUUGAAAUCCUUAUUAUAAAAAAAUCUAAAUAAAAAACUUCAGUAAAUAGAUAUAGCUUUGGUUUAUUAUAAGAAUACAAUAAUAGAUUACAUUAAAAAUUGAUUAAUGGCCAUUAAGUUGAAGACAAACCUACAUUUUUCGUUACUGCCUCAAGACCAGGAAAUUUCGGUGACCACAUUGAUUUUAAAGCAAAUAUUGAUAACUGGUUUGAUGAAAACAGAGCACAUAAUGAACAUGAAACAGAUAUUAGAAGAACCUAACUAUAUACACUUUCUGCUAUUUAUUAUGGCGCUAUAUUAUCUUUCGCAAGACUCUAUGUUAUGGGAGUUAUUGGACGUUUGAAUGGAUGGAAAAGAUACGAAAGAGAUACUUAUUCUGAAGUCGAUAUUAGUGCUUUACCACCAGGAGAAGUUAUGUAAAUGGUAUGGAACGGUACUCCGAUUUUCAUUAGAAGAUUAACUCCAGGUGAAAUCUAAGAAGAAAAUGAAUACCCAACAAGCACUCUAUUAGAUAAAGAUAAAGAAGUAGUUUUAUCAGAAGCAGGUAAUACUAAAGUUAUUGUCGUUUCUGCUGUCUGUACUCAUCUUGGUUGUAUUCCUAUUCCAUAUUUGGGAGCAUAUAGAGGAUUUGUAUGUAUCUGCCACGGAUCUGUAUAUGAUAAAUUCGCUAGAGUUAGAUAAGGACCUGCUUUACUUAACUUACCAGUCCUUAAUAAUAGUAUCCAUGAUAAUGGUACUUUAGUUUGUAUGGAGGAUUAAAAAUUCCCACAUGAACCUAGUGUUAGAUUCUGGGCAUGA